UUACCUUACCUGCGCCGCCAGGUAACAUGAACAAUACCAGGCAAUUCGAAAGAGCCAAUUAGAUUGCAAGGGGGAGGGUCUUAGACAUCCAAGGGGACUGCAGUCAAGAUAUGGCGGAGACGUUCGAGUGUGGAGGGCGAUAAAUGUCAAUUCAUGAAUAUUUAUAGAAUAAACAGAACACUGCAUUGAGAAAUAGCGCGGUGUCAGGGUGGCAGCUCGGUUGGUGCAAUGCUACACGAGUAGAGAAAGCUGAAGUCAUGCAGGAAGCUCGACCGAUAAGAUAUGGAGUUGAAACCACAACAAAAAGCUGCUGUUUUUAUUCUUACCUGUAUGGGGAGAACCAGGCUAUGUAAUUCUGAAGAAACAAGCUCCAUAAACAGCUCAGCAGAGUGCAGCAGGGGGAACUGAGAUCUAUGUUUCCCAAACAAGAGGGAGUUUAAAUUAGUCGGAGGAAAAACAACAUGAAGGGAGAACGCAACUGAGGAAAGCGAUACCUGCUUGCAGCACAGAACGGCGGUGGAUUUAACAUUUAGCUGAGUGAGAUUGGAAACGAAAAGCGAGUUUUUAAAAGUAUGGAUGACUUCAGAAGGGUUGCAUUCAGAAGGAAGGGUAAUACCUGGGCACAACAUUCCCAAGAUGUGCUGUCAGGGAGGGGACAUUCGGAGGAGAGGGUGUUGGAAAAGAAAGGUAAACCGCACUGUUUCAGCUCGCAUCCCCAGGUCCCCGAUGAAGGAGCCUGUGUGGUUUUGAAAGUCUCUCAAACAAAAGUUGGCAGCAGUCCAAAACCUCCUUUACCAGAACAUAAACCGGCCACCCCAAACUCCUGGAUAGCUCAGAGUGCCGGCCGCAGAGAUGCUUCGGGGAUAAAUCGAGGAAGUCCAACCUGCAGGAUUGCAUGCCAGACAUCCAGCCCCAAGCCUCUAGUGCCUCCAAAGCCCUCUGCCCUCCAGAGUCCGGGGACGGGACUGACGAACCAGAGCAGCGGCAGCAAAGCUCCCCAAAGCGAGAGAGGCAGGAUGGAGGAGACGCCGCCGGCACCACAGGGGGGCCCCAGGGGCAAGGUGUCCCAUCUCAUCAGUCACUUUGAAGGAAGCAGCCCUUGCGAAGCGAGAAAAGAUGGUACUCCAGCUGCGAACACUCCCAAAAGUCUCGUGAAGCAACACAGCGCCACCUCCAAAUCUUGGCUCUCAUCGCACUACCCCAGACAGAAGUCAGAUCCUGUGAGGUGUAACCACAGCACAGAUGCAGCCUCGGAGCCCCAGGAUUCACAGAAACACACAACCAAUGGAGUGGUAGCGCAGAUGGAGGUGACAGAUAAAGAGGAGAUGCCCCCGUCCUCAUUCGAGAGACCAGCUCAGCAAGACAGCACCACGGCGGACAGCGCUUUAGUGAACGGAGACAGAGGGGACUUAUCAACACAAACUACAAACGCCUGCAAAGGACAGGCUAAAAAUAGCAUCAGCAGGACUCCAGACAGCCAGGCUAUAGCCCCUCUGGAUACAGAACCGGGAGUGUGUGUGGAUGGGACCAGCACAGAUGGUUCAGAACCAGAGCUGGAGAAAACGGAGGAACCUGAAAAUGAGCAAAAUAAUAAGAAAGUGGAUACCAUGGAAAUCAAGGAAACAAAUGAACAAAAAAUUUACAAGAUCGCCAGGGAACUUCUACAAACAGAAAGAGCUUACGUCACCCGGGUAAACCUCCUAGACCAGGUAUUUUGUGCCAAACUGAUGGAAGAAGCCAACAAGGGUACAUUCCCAGUGGACGUGGUAAAAAACAUCUUCUCCAACAUCUCCUCCAUCAACGCCUUCCAUGGGCAGUUCCUGUUACCGGAGCUGGAGAAGCGGAUGGGUGAAUGGACCUCGACACCACGGCUAGGUGACAUCCUUCAGAAGCUGACCCCCUUUUUGAAGAUGUACGGAGAAUAUGUGAAGAACUUCGAGCAGGCCAUGGAGCUUCUGAAGGUCUGGACAGACAGGUCUCCGCAGUUCAAAACCAUCAUCCAGGACAUUCAGAAGCAGGAGGUGUGUGGGAGCCUGACCCUGCAGCACCACAUGUUGGAGCCGGUGCAGAGAGUGCCGCGCUACGAGAUGCUGCUCAAGGACUACCUGAAGAAACUGCCGCAGGAGUCCUCAGACCGCAAGGACGCAGAGAAGUCGCUUGAAAUUAUUGCUACUGCUGCCACGCACUCAAAUAGCGCAAUUCGAAAAUCAGAGAAUCUGAAGAAGCUUCUGGAGGUGUACGAGAUGCUGGGUGAUGAGGAGGACAUAGUCAACCCUUCCAAUGAGUUAAUUAAAGAAGGACAGAUCCAGAAGCUUGCAGCCCGCAACACCUCCGCCCAGGAACGAUACCUGUUCUUGUUUAACAACAUGUUGCUGUACUGUGUGCCAAAGUUCAGCUUAGUGGGACAGAAGUUCACCGUCCGGAACAGGGUGGGCAUUGAUGGCAUGAAGGUGCUGGAGACCCUGAAUGAAGACUAUCCACACACAUUCCAGGUGUCUGGGAAGGAGCGGACACUGGAGCUCCAGGCCAGCUCUGAACAAGACAAAAUCGACUGGAUAAAGGCCUUCCAGAAAACAAUAGAUAUCUUUAAUAAAAAGAACGAGACCUUCAAAAUGGCCAUAGCAAAGGAACUGGAGGAGCACCCUCUUGAAGUUUCGACUGCAGAGCUGGGGAAAAGAGCCCCGCGCUGGAUACGAGACAACGAAGUGACCAUGUGUAUGAAGUGCAAGGAGCCCUUCAACGCGCUGACCAGGAGGAGACAUCACUGCAGAGCAUGUGGAUAUGUUGUGUGCUGGAAAUGCUCAGACCACAAAGUUCCGUUGGAGUACGACAACAAUAAAAUCAACAAAGUUUGCAAAGACUGCUACUUAAUUUUAAUGGGACGCUCCGACAGCGAGGAGAAGAAUGACAGUAAGAAGAAAGGAAUUUUGGAGAUUGAGGCCGCUGAGGUCUCUGGAAACAGCAUUAUCUGUGGCUUCCUGCAAUAUUUAGAGAAGACAAAACCAUGGCAGAAAGCUUGGUGCGUCAUCCCCAAAAACGAAGCACUGGUUUUGUAUUUGUACGGAGCCCCACAGGAUGUGAAAGCCCAGGCGACGAUUCCUCUGCUGGGGUACAUGGUGGAGGAGAGCCAGCGCAGCGGGGACCUGCCACACAGUUUCAAACUGACCCAGUCCAAGUCUGUGCACAGCUUCUCAGCAGAGAGUGAGGAUCUCAAAAACAAGUGGCUGAAGGUCAUCAAGCUGGCAGUGAAGGGGGACUUCACCAAGCCUGAACCCGAACCCAGCGCAGACCCUGCAGCCUCACUGGAAAGCCCGCCAGACAGUCUCUGAAACACAGUGUCCUGUGAAUGUGCUUUGGGCUUUCAAUACGAUCCACUGUCUGCUGUUUGCUCCGUAGACAGAUUUCGUUUUCUUCUCAUCCACCUCCAAUCUCAACAAUACAAUCUGAUCAAGUACUGAUACGAUAAUUAGUUAUUUUAGUAAGUUUGUAUAUUUUAACACUAGGAAUGAGAAGAAGAAAAAAUGAGUUGUUUGGAUGGGCCAACCUCUGGAUGUGCACCAAGACUGGCCAUUGUAAAAACGUCAGCUGGGAACACUUGCAGUAAGACAAAGAGAUGACAUCCUGAACAUAUUUCUGACAUUUUCUUAUUCAUAUAACUUGGUGCUUCAGCUGGCUAUGGUCUUGUCUUAUCUCAGUAAUCCCCAAUAAUGCACAAGCUUGCACAAGAACAAGGAAGAGCUUCUACAGCAAAACAGUGGAGUUGCUUUGAAUGCUUCUUUCAAAUCAUCUGUGGUCUUUGUUUUGUGCUGCAAGUCAGUUUUUUAAAAGCUUUUCUUGCAGCAAAGAAAUUCCUGCAAGUAUUAGAUGCAGCUCUGAAAUGCAACUUUCCUCCAGUGACAUUCAGAUUGGGGAUUUUAAGCUUAGAUGACCAGACCCUAGAUUUAUCCAUCCAUCGGUCUGACUAUUGAUAUCUACCUGUGGCCGCAGAGUGGACGUCCUGCUGACAUUACAUGAACAUUAUGUAAAAGUAUAUUGCUUUACUUGUCACCCAGUCCUUAAGUUACUUUAAAACUGAAUCUGCUCUAAAACAACCACAAUCCAUCCACAAGUUAGGGAACAAUUGAUAAAAUGAAUUGAUUUUGAAAAAGUACACUGGCUGUGUGGCAUGUUAUCCUUACUCUGUGUUGCCAUAUAUAUAAAAAUGAUCACUUCUAAAAUUAUUUAAAUUGCAUAGCCAAUGGAGUUUAUGAAGUGCGGAAAGGUAGCUAAAGACAGUGGUAGCCCACACUGGAGAGUGCACCCCAAUCACACGCCUACAAAGGAAUUGGAUUGCAAUAAAUGUUGACAAUACAUCAAAGGCACAAUCACGAACCCCUGAAAUUAAAAUACAGCAUUUAAUUGAACUAAUUGAUACCACAUUAGUGUGGAAUUGCAUUAUUAGCAAACUGUAGAAAACUUUUAGUUUUCACUUUUACCAAGUUGUCCAGUCUCCUUUUCUAAGUUAAGUUAUUGAAUAUGUUAGUAUUUAUACAGUAAAGAAAUGAGAAAUGGGCUGGAUUUUUGACAUGUGAAUAUAUGGUUCAUGAACAAGUUUAUGUGCCUCCUUGUUUAGACAAUAUAUAAAUUCCAAAUAAAUUAAUAAAUGCCAUAUUUUGAAUCUUAAAAAAAAGAAAGAUAUAUUACAUACUGAGUAUAUGUUCCCAACUUUUAAGUUUUUUUUGUUGCUGCUGUUGUUGUUGUUGUUGUUGUAUUUUGUAAUGUUCUUCCGUCUCUUCAGCCCCAAUGUAAUUACAGUACUAAUGAUUUAAAUAUAUGUAUAGUUUGUUCUUGUCUUGCCAUUCAUUUAAGUCUGUUAAUUAUUGGGUGUUUUUAAAUAAAAAAAAAAACAACAACAAAAAAAGAAACUUUGAAUGUAAAAUAAUAGAUUGUAUAUACAUAUAUGGCCGUGAUUGUCAGAUUAUUUGAAAAAUUACACACUUUAAAUGGUCAAAAUGGACAAAAUGUGUACCUUGUAAAAUAAACUGUAAAGUGAUUCUGUCUAUGUAAUUCA
Molecule: messenger RNA, 5050 nt
Organism: Acipenser ruthenus (sterlet)
Lineage: Eukaryota; Metazoa; Chordata; Actinopteri; Acipenseriformes; Acipenseridae
Product: FYVE, RhoGEF and PH domain-containing protein 4-like
Exons: 18
Coding region: 573-3329 (918 amino acids)
Biological process (GO): cytoskeleton organization; filopodium assembly
Cellular component (GO): cytoplasm
Molecular function (GO): metal ion binding; guanyl-nucleotide exchange factor activity
Source: RefSeq, a predicted model, not a curated record